AUAUAACAACACAUUAUUUGAAAUUUUAUUAAGUGAAUUUUUAUCACGAAGAUGAAUAGUUUGGUGCUUUGUGUAGUAACAUUGGCGACUUUAAGUAACUAUGUGCAAUGUCCUUCUAGUUUCAAAAAAUGCGAUAAGAGACGAAGUGAUUUCAACCAGUGUUUAAGUGAGGUUAUUUAUAAUAGUCUUAAAAAAUUCGACAAACCCCAACAAUCGCAUGGUUUACCAAAUUUGUAUCAUCUUAAAUUUCCACCAGAUGUGGUUAUUGAAAUAGGGAAUCGUACGUAUGGAUUAUUACAAAAGUAUAACAAAUUCAGAAUUGUUGGUAUUACUAAACCCGAGAGUGUAACAGCUAGGUUAGAUUUUGAGCCUGUCAUUAGUACCUUAACAGUUGAAGCUUUUUUCCCACAACUGAUAUUACAGAUGGAAUGCGAAGCUCAAGGUACUAUUCUUUUUUUACCUUUAAAUGUUGUGACCCCUGUGGAUUUUAUAGCAGAAAAUCCAACCUUUACGUUGACAAUUAAACUCGAAGAAUAUGAUAAAGGUGAUACCCAUGUUAGAGUGAUCGACUCUAAUUUAGAUGUACAGACGGAGGCCUUCAGGUUUGAUUUUAAUAAAUUAUUCUCCAACAAACGUCUUAACGAUGAAUUUAAUUCCGCGAUGAACGAAAAGGGAUUACAGAUUUUCCACAUUCACAAACCUCUGCAAGCCCAUUUUGCGCCACACUUUGAUUCUCUGUUUAGUAGUUUUAUGGAGAAGGUACCCGCUGCUGCACUUUUUGUUGAAUAGAGAUAUCCAUAAUUGGUUAAAUUCUUUAUAUUCAUCACAAAAAUUAUCAUAAUCAAUAUUUAUGUAUAUUCCUGACCUAACCUUUAAAUAAAUUAAACAUUAAUUGGUGAUUAACCUGUCUUUAUUGUUGUAGACAAGAUUUACGUAACAAACCUAUUUUAGUAUAAUUUCCGUUUUAAUUACCUUGGACAAAACAGGUUUUCAAUUGUUGUUCAAUUUUUUGUUGUCGUUUUCGUCUAUAUAACCACAGAAAGCUCGAAAUUGUGUUAAGUGAAAUGCGACAAGAGACGAGACGAUUUCAAUGAAUAUUUAAGUGAUGUUUUCUAAUACGACAGUCUUAAAGUUCUGGACAAACCUUUGCCUGGUUUUCCAAGUUUGCGUUUUGUUGAACCAGACGCUGUGAUGGAAAUAGGGAAUCGCACGUAUGGAUUAUGGAAAAAGUAUUUUAAAUUUAGGGUGACUGGUCUUCCUAAUCCUCAAAGUAUAAAAACCAGGUUUUGUUUUAGGGUUGUUUUAGUACUUUUAUUUGACAACUUAUAAAUAGGUUAGAUUUUGGGUAAUUAGUACGUUAACAAUAGAGCUUUCUUAAUCUGAGCUUACGUGGGAAUAUGAGCUUGAAACUCAAUCGCUUGAACUUUUUAACAUUUACAAGUGGUGUUUACACCACAUUUUGGUUCUGUUUUCGACAGCUUCCUGAACAAGGAACCAGUUGCCGAACUUUCUGACCAAUAGAAAUAUUUGCUUUAUAAUUUGUUAACAAUAAAAUAUAUAGAAAUUAUUGGACUGGUGUUAAAUAAGCAUACCAAUAUUACGGAUGGUUCUUCCACUAAGCUCCAGACCUUAAUAAAUCAUUUCAUUGGCCGGAAUUGGGCCGGAUUUACAAUUGUACCUCAUUGUGGCUAUUUUAUAUGAUUUUUAAAUAUUUCGAUGUGAAUGGUGAUGGAAAAGUCCCGUUUUGAUUAAAGUCAAAGUUUUAUAGAAAAAGGCAAGCCGUAAAUUAUACUAUUUGUCAAUAUAAAAUCUCACUUUCGUCUCAGA
Molecule: messenger RNA, 1827 nt
Organism: Zophobas morio
Lineage: Eukaryota; Metazoa; Arthropoda; Insecta; Coleoptera; Tenebrionidae
Exons: 4
Coding region: 52-789 (245 amino acids)
Source: RefSeq, a predicted model, not a curated record